AUGUCUGCCGAAAUGUCAGAAAAGCCGGCCAAUGAGGGCCGUUCGAGAGCCUCAAGCCGCAACGAGUCGACGUCGGACACGCAACCAGUCUCUGAAAAGGACGCAAAGCCAGAUGUGGCGCCCUUAGCACAGGUAGACUCAAAGGUCAUAAAGCAAGCAAAGGAGGAAGACACCGAUCCGUUUAGACAUUUACCUGCGCAUGAAGCCGAUAUCUUGAAGAGGCAAGUCAAUACGCCUACUGUCAAGGCCGGUGCUGCAAUCCUGUAUCGAUAUGCUUCGCGGAAUGAUCUGAUUAUCAUGUUCAUCAGCGCCAUCUGCGCUAUAGCCGGCGGUGCUGCUUUGCCCCUGAUGACUGUGAUUUUUGGUAACUUGCAAGGUACCUUCCAGGGCUAUUUCACGGGCCAAUCAUCCUAUGACGCUUUCAUGGAUGAGAUGACGAGUCUCGUUCUAUACUUCGUCUACUUGGCUAUUGGAGAGUUUGUGACGAUCUAUAUUGCGACCGUUGGCUUCAUCUACACCGGCGAGCACAUUAGCGCAAAGAUUCGGGAGCACUACUUGGAAAGCUGCAUGCGCCAAAACAUUGGAUUUUUCGACAACCUCGGUGCCGGAGAGGUCACAACUCGAAUCACGGCUGACACCAACUUAAUCCAGGAUGGUAUUUCUGAAAAAGUCGGCUUGACGAUCACAGCCGUUUCAACUUUUAUUUCCGCAUUCGUAAUUGGUUUCGUCGAAUACUGGAAGCUGACGCUGAUUCUAAUGUCCACUGUCUUUGCCAUCGUCUUGGUAAUGGGCACCGCUUCUCAGUUCAUGAUCAAGUACAACAAACACUCGAUUGAGGCGUAUGCGAUGGGUGGUACCGUCGCCGACGAAGUCAUAUCAUCUAUUAGGAACGCUGUUGCUUUCGGCACACAGGACCGCCUGGCAAAACAGUACGACGCUCACCUGAUCCGUGCAGAGAAGUACGGUUUCAAGACCAAGAGCACCAUCGGGUGUAUGGUCGCUGGCAUGAUGCUGAUCGUGUACUUGAACUACGGUCUGUCUUUCUGGAUGGGCUCCACAUAUCUGCUCGACGGCAGUAUCCCGCUCUCCAAGGUGUUGAUCAUCAUGAUGUCUGUCAUGAUUGGUGCAUUCAACCUUGGAAACGUCGCACCUAAUGUCCAGGCUUUUGCCACAGCUAUCGCUGCUGCUGCUAAGAUUUUCAACACCAUCGACCGCCAGUCUCCACUGGACCCAACAAACGAUGCAGGAGACAAGCCUGAUCACGUCGAAGGUGCUAUUCGUCUGGAAAACGUGAAGCACAUCUAUCCUUCACGGCCGGACGUAGUCGUCAUGAACGGCGUGUCGCUUGAGAUUCCCGCUGGAAAGACUACUGCGCUCGUUGGAGCCUCAGGAUCUGGAAAGAGCACAAUUGUCGGGCUUGUCGAACGUUUCUAUGAUCCAGUCGGUGGAAAAGUUUAUCUUGAUGGCCGUGAUAUUAGUACACUGAACUUGCGCUGGCUCCGUCAGCACAUCUCGCUUGUCAGUCAGGAACCCACCCUGUUUGGUACUACCAUCUUUGGCAAUAUCAAGUACGGUCUGAUCGGUACCCGGUUCGAGAACGAGAGCGAAGAGAAACAGCGUGAACUUGUUGUUGAAGCUGCGAAGAAAGCUAACGCCCACGAUUUCAUUUCCGGCCUCCCUGAAGCAUAUGAGACCAACGUCGGCGAGCGGGGUUUCCUCCUGUCUGGUGGACAAAAGCAGCGUAUCGCUAUUGCUCGAGCCAUUGUCUCCGAUCCCAAAAUUCUUCUGCUUGAUGAAGCCACCAGUGCUCUCGACACCAAAUCCGAAGGAGUCGUUCAAGCUGCUCUAGAAGUCGCUGCUGCUGGUCGCACAACAAUCACUAUUGCUCACCGGCUUUCCACAAUUAGAGAUGCACAUAACAUUGUCGUUAUGACUCAGGGGUCUAUCGUCGAACAAGGAACUCACGAUGAACUCCUUGAGAAACGCGGUGCAUACUUCAAGCUCGUCACAGCGCAGAACAUCGCAGCUGUCCAGGAGUUGACCGCCGAGGAGCAAGCUGCAAUCGAUGAGAAAGAUGAACAGAUGAUUCGCAAAAUGUCUGCCAAGGACGGCCAGACCUACACUGAAGAUCCAGAUGACAACAUGCGUGCCAAGCUGAACCGCUCAACGACCCAAGGAUCUGCCUCGAGCAAGGUCCUUCAGGGCCGUAAGCCGGAGGAAACACAGAAGUACCGUCUUUCAACCUUGAUUAAAUUAAUCGCAUCCUUCAACCGCGAAGAAUGGAAGCUUAUGUGCUGGGGACUGUUUUGGUCUAUCAUCUGUGGUGGUGGAAACCCUACUCAAGCUGUGUUUUUUGCCAAACAGAUUAUGACGCUCAGCACGCCGGUUACCCCAGCCAACAGUGCUCAGAUAAAAAAGGACAGCGAUUUCUGGAGUGCCAUGUUCUUGAUGCUGGCAAUCGUGCAAUUUCUUGCCUACGUGCUUCAAGGUGUCGCUUUUGCAAGAUGCUCUGAGAGAUUGAUCCACCGCGUGCGUGAUCGUGCCUUCAGAACUAUGCUUCGACAGGAUGUUUCCUUCUUUGACAAGGACGAGAACACUGCUGGUGCGCUUACAUCAUUCCUAUCAACGGAAACUACGCAUGUUGCUGGUAUCAGUGGUGUCACUCUAGGUACUCUGUUGCUUGUUACGACGACCCUGGUCUCAGCCUGUGUUCUCGCUUUGUGCAUCGGUUGGAAGCUGUCCCUCGUCUGUAUCUCGACUAUCCCUGUUUUGUUGGCUUGCGGUUUCUUCCGUUUCUACAUGCUCGCACAUUUCCAACGCCGCUCAAAGAAAGCCUACGAGUCGUCGGCCACCUACGCGUCUGAGGCCAUUUCCGCCAUCCGUACUGUUGCCUCGCUUACUCGGGAGACUGAUGUCUUACAGCAAUACCAGACCUCUCUUGCAGCCCAGCAAAGGUCGAGUUUGGGUUCUGUACUCAAGUCGAGUCUUCUGUAUGCCGCCUCCCAGUCCUUCCUAUUCUUGGCUUUUGCUCUUGGCUUCUGGUACGGAGGAAGUCUUAUCGCCAAGGGAGAAUAUAAUCAGUUUCAGUUCUUCGUGUGCUUCCAAGCCGUCAUUUUCGGUGCCCAGUCCGCCGGUACGAUUUUCUCGUUUGCCCCUGACAUGGGUAAGGCGCACCACGCUUCAGCAGAGUUGAAGACUCUGUUUGACCGGAAGCCUGUUGUGGAUACGUGGUCCCAGGAUGGCGAGCGCCUUGAGGCUGUGGAUGGAACUCUCGAGUUCCGCGACGUCCACUUCCGAUACCCAACUCGUCCUGAACAGCCAGUGCUCCGCGGUCUCAACCUCACUGUUCGCCCGGGCCAGUAUGUCGCUCUUGUCGGCGCAUCAGGAUGUGGCAAGUCAACCACAAUCGCUCUCCUUGAGCGCUUCUACGAUCCUUUGGUUGGUGGUAUUUAUAUCGAUGGCAAGGAGAUCAGCUCCUUGAACGUGAACGAGUAUCGAUCCUUCAUUGCCCUUGUGUCUCAAGAGCCUACCCUUUACCAGGGAACCAUCAAAGAGAACAUUGUGCUUGGCGCCGCCCACGAGGUCACCGAUGAGGCUAUUGAAUUUGCCUGCAAGGAGGCCAACAUUUUCGACUUCAUACUUUCCCUGCCAGAUGGAUUCAACACUGUGGUGGGUAGCAAGGGUGCCCUGCUCUCAGGAGGCCAAAAGCAGCGUAUUGCUAUCGCCCGAGCACUGAUCCGCGACCCUAAAAUCCUGCUGCUCGACGAAGCUACUUCAGCUCUGGAUUCAGAGUCCGAGCAUGUUGUACAGGCAGCUCUGGAUAAGGCCGCCAAGGGAAGAACAACUAUUGCCGUGGCCCACCGUCUCAGCACGAUCCAACGCGCCGACGUUAUCUACGUGUUUGACCAGGGCCGCAUUGUGGAGGAGGGCACGCAUACUGAGCUGAUGCGUAAGAACGGAAGAUAUGCUGAGUUGGUCAACUUGCAGAGCCUGGAGAAGACCAGGUAA
Messenger RNA from Truncatella angustata, 4008 nucleotides. RefSeq names its product ABC transporter. NCBI's taxonomy places the organism in Eukaryota, Fungi, Ascomycota, Sordariomycetes, Amphisphaeriales, Sporocadaceae. Bases 1 to 4008 code for a protein of 1335 amino acids. Gene Ontology annotation, cellular component: membrane. The transcript is spliced from 2 exons. Gene Ontology annotation, molecular function: ATP binding; ATP hydrolysis activity; ABC-type transporter activity. Gene Ontology annotation, biological process: transmembrane transport. The record is from RefSeq and is a predicted model, not a curated record.